GCGUCAAACCCGGAAACGACAACCGCCGCCGCGACGACAGGUAGGAUCGCACCGUCCGUUGGAAGAGAAAUGAAAACAAGCACAAGUGGAACUUGAGAUGCCAUCGAGACAACAUCUCGAGGAAUAAAUCGACCACACUAAAGCCGACGGAAAACCGCGGGUUCGUGGCGUCGACGUGGAAGUGGACUAUGCUCGACCGCAGCCUCACCUGUGUUCUCCUGGUGGUCGCGUUCACCUGCGGAUGUUUCCCACGCGCGUCCGCCUGGAAGCAGGAGCCGGAGACCCCCGACUGGAGGACGACUCUGAAGACCAUCCGCAACGGAAUACACAAGAUCGACACGUACCUGAACGCAGCACUGGACCUGUUCGGGGGCGACGACGGGCUGUGUCAUUACAGGUGUAGUGAUGCAGGUUACAAGCCGGCGCCUCGUCCUGGGUACAAGCAGCCGCCACCCAAUGGAUGUGGCUCCCCACUGUUUGGAUUCCAGUUUGACAUAGGCAUCCCGUCCAUGACCAAAUGCUGUAACCAGCACGACCGCUGCUACGACACCUGCGGCCGGGAGAAGCACGACUGCGACGAGCAGUUCCAGGACUGUCUGGAGACCAUCUGCAGGAAUGUGCAAAGAACUCUGGGAUUGGCCCAGAGUGUCCAAGCUUGUGAGUCGGCGGUGACUCUGCUGUUCGAUGCCGUGAUGCAUCUGGGAUGUAAGCCGUACCUGGACAGCCAGAGGGACUCCUGCAUGUGUCAGUAUGAAUUGAAGAGGGAACUGUGACGCCGCCACAGAAACAAGGCUGUAAAAAGAAGGACUGGUUCAAUAGAGUAACAACACUGACAGGGGGACACCAGCGAUAACCCUUUCUUCCUGACUUGUAGAGUUUUCUCAGGGAUAGUUUGUCGAUAAAGUUGCUCAGCUCCUUUUAUUGGAGUUGUGAAAUGCACACUUUCUGUUAGAAGUGAAUGUGAAAUUACCUUAGUUAACAUUAGAAGACAAUUCAUACCUUUCCUGUGCAGUUGAUUAUUUAUAUGUUGUCGAUACUGUGUAUUUUGUUUUUGUCCUGUGAUGAGUUUUUUCCUGGGUUAUAGGACACGAUCUGUGACGCUAAACCAGUGUAACUUGUAGUAUUUUAGUCAAUAUGCAGCAGUUUAGCUGAACAUUUUGUCUACAGUCAACAAGAAUACAGAUGAACAUAUAUAAAAUAUUACAUUUUCAAUAAUAUAUAAUUGAUGUCAAGAUAUUUUCUUAAUUGUGGCAGUUUUUUUCUGGAAAUCAGCUACUGCCUUUUUACUCGGCUAAAUAAACUAAUUUAACAGUG
Molecule: messenger RNA, 1314 nt
Organism: Scophthalmus maximus (turbot)
Lineage: Eukaryota; Metazoa; Chordata; Actinopteri; Pleuronectiformes; Scophthalmidae
Gene: pla2g12a
Product: phospholipase A2, group XIIA
Exons: 4
Coding region: 189-773 (194 amino acids)
Biological process (GO): arachidonate secretion; phospholipid metabolic process; lipid catabolic process
Cellular component (GO): extracellular region
Molecular function (GO): A2-type glycerophospholipase activity; calcium ion binding
Source: RefSeq, a predicted model, not a curated record